This is a messenger RNA of Emiliania huxleyi CCMP1516, 1287 nucleotides long. RefSeq lists its product as hypothetical. The record is from RefSeq and is a predicted model, not a curated record. Gene Ontology annotation, molecular function: small GTPase binding; GTPase activator activity. The transcript is spliced from 3 exons. Bases 1 to 1287 code for a protein of 428 amino acids. Gene Ontology annotation, cellular component: nucleus; perinuclear region of cytoplasm; cytosol. Gene Ontology annotation, biological process: activation of GTPase activity; nucleocytoplasmic transport. NCBI's taxonomy places the organism in Eukaryota, Haptophyta, Isochrysidales, Noelaerhabdaceae.
AUGCACCACUCCUAUCCUUCGGGGGCGGAAAGUGGUGCGGACGAGCGACUCGCGCACGCCAGGGAGAACAAUACCAAGGACCACCCCGACCCGCGCGGAGCCAACCUCGCCCGCGUCGCAAGGGCGCUCAAGGCCCUGCUCACUGACAAUUACGGCACUAUCACGCGGCUCGGCGUCUUUUGGGACUUCGGCUCGCUGCACCAGCACCCCGACCCCCCCAACGGCGUCAUGCGCACCGAGGAGCAGAACGCGCUCUUCAAGCAGGGACUGGGCAGCCUCGGCACGCUCUACUCCCACCAGCACACUUGGGUGCUGCGGCUGACCUCCUUCCCGGACGGCCACAAGGCGGAGGAUCAGGCCGAGGGCACCAACGUGGCCAAGUACUUUGACCGCGGCUGGUGCUUCAUGGAGGCCAGCUGGGCGGGCCUAACUAAGGCCGGCGCUCUCUCGCUCGACCUCGGCAAGAUGCGCGACGGCGUGGAGUACGACUGCAUCAGCAUCGUCCGCGACUGCACCCAGGACGGCGGACGGCGCCCUCCGCUGCUGCCGUCUGCGUUCGCGGCGGAGCUGGAGAAGAAGAGCUUCACCAACGGCAAGGACGACAAGCCGCUGGUGGAGCGGCUGUACGAGGCCGCCUUCAAGGAGCAGUUUGGCAAGGCGACCGAGCUGCUCUACGACCGCCUCGGCUGGGGCGACGCGGAGGCGGCGAAGCUGGCGGAGGUCCUCGCGAGCGGGGCAGCGCCGCGGCUCGAGGAGCUCUAUCUCUUCGACAACAAUAUUGGCGACGAGGGCUGCAAGGCGCUGGCCGCCGCCCUCGGCAAGGAGGGGGCAGCGCCGCGGCUCGAGAAGCUCUGGCUCUUCGACAACAAGAUUGGCGACGAGGGCUGGAAGGCGCUGGCCGUCGCCCUCGGCAAGGAGGGGGCAGCGCCGCGGCUCGAGAACCUCGCUCUCAACGGCAACAAGAUCGGCGACGAGGGCUGCAAGGCGCUGGCCGCCGCCCUCAAGGAGGGGGCCGCCCCGAGCCUGAAGGCGCGAGACGCCCCCCCUCGCCACACGCCCCUCCCCCGCCCAAUGCUCAUCGCACCUCCCCUCGCGUGCAGGACCUCUACGCCCAAGCUGCGGCCCAAGGUGAGAGUGCGGCAGCCAAAGGAGCGGCUCUGCGAGGCGAAACAAACGGGGCAGACAUGUCUCGUUGCGGGGCUGAGAACAGAGGCGGAGCUGCGGCACACAGAGGUGAAGCCGCGGCAGCCGGGAAGGCGCGGCUGCGUGACGCACCUUGGAUCUUGA